Messenger RNA from Rhizophagus irregularis DAOM 181602=DAOM 197198, 935 nucleotides. RefSeq lists its product as uncharacterized. Lineage: Eukaryota; Fungi; Glomeromycota; Glomeromycetes; Glomerales; Glomeraceae. The record is from RefSeq and is a predicted model, not a curated record. Gene Ontology annotation, cellular component: mitochondrion. Gene Ontology annotation, biological process: fatty acid beta-oxidation. Gene Ontology annotation, molecular function: enoyl-CoA hydratase activity.
AAGAAAAAAACAGCAAUAAUAUUAUCAUAUUAAAAUGUCUAAAAACUUUAAUGUUCCACCUCCAGAGACUAAAUAUUGUAUAUUAACAUUUCCAUCACCACGAAUAUUACUAAUAACAAUUAAUCGUCCAAAACAACUUAAUGCACUUAACCUUCCUGCACAUUUUGAAUUAGAUGGAGUAUUUAAUUGGUAUAAUAAAGAACCAGAAUUAUGGGUUGCUAUUAUUACUGGAGUGGGAAACAAAGCAUUUUGUGUUGGACAAGAUUUGAAAAGUGAAUUUACAUCAAAUGAGAAGGGAUCAUCGUCUAAUGAUGAUGAUUCAAUAUUAAAGAAUUUUCCUAAAAGUGGAUUUGGUGGAAUAAGUAGAAGAGUUGAUAGUUUAAAACCUGUAAUUGCUGCUGUUAAUGGUUUCGCUAUUGGUGGUGGGAUGGAAAUCACUUUAGCAUGUGAUAUUGUUGUUGCAGCAAAAAAUUCCAUAUUUUCUUUACCUGAAGUAAAAAGAGGUAUUGUCGCUGUUAAUGGUGGAUUGACAAGAUUAGUUAGAUUCAUUGGAUAUCAGAGAACAUGCGAACUGGCUUUUACGGGCCGAAAUAUUUCAGCCGAAGAAUGUAAAGAAAUUGGUCUUGUUAAUAAAAUAGUACCAACUUAUAAGGAUGUUGUACCGGCUGCUCUUAAAAUUGCCUCAGAAAUAAUUGAAAAUUCUCCUGAUGCCAUUAAAUUUUCAAAACAAGGAAUACUUUAUUCACUAGAAUCUCCUUCUUUAACUGAAGCCGAAAGAAAACAUCUUACUUCUGAUAUUGCUAAAAAAUUUUAUAAUCAAGAUAAUUUUAAAGAAGGUAUGUUAUCUUUUAAAGAAAAGAGGAGUCCUAAAUGGAAAAAUUCUAAAUUAUAAAAAUUAUAAAACCUCAUAUUAAAUUAAUUGUAUCAUUACCCAU